Cololabis saira (Pacific saury) is the source of this 4901-nucleotide messenger RNA. RefSeq names its product vestigial-like family member 4b (gene vgll4b). Gene Ontology annotation, biological process: negative regulation of DNA-templated transcription. Gene Ontology annotation, molecular function: transcription coactivator binding. The transcript has 5 exons. NCBI's taxonomy places the organism in Eukaryota, Metazoa, Chordata, Actinopteri, Beloniformes, Belonidae. The coding region runs from base 303 to 1244 and encodes 313 amino acids. The record is from RefSeq and is a predicted model, not a curated record.
GCGAGCAGAGCGGAGCUGCGUGUCAGUGCGGUCCACCUACAGCUGGCUGGGAGGACAACUGACGCUACACUUUUACAAUCUCCACCUUUUUCUUUUUUUUUUAAUCCACGCUAUACAUUCGCUCUCAUCUAAUACAAUUAUUAUCGUUAACUCAUAAAAAUACGUUUGUAGGACGUCGUUUUUUUCUAGAAAACUAAAGUUGGAGGCUGGGCCUUUGGCUUUUUGAGCGUCGCUUGAGAGUAGUGGAAGAGAAAAGCUGGUCUUUUUUUUUGUUGUUAUUUUUUUCAAUGAAAGGUCGAUAAAUGCUACUAACGAAGAUGGACCUGUUGAACUACCAGUACCUGGACAAAAUGAACAACAACAUUGGGAUUCUCUGCUACGAAGGUGAAGCAGCUUUGAGAGGGGAUCCCAGACUCCAGUCCCUGUCUCUAUCCUCGUCUUCCUCCUCUUCGUCAUCAUCAUCCUCCUCAUCUUCUUCCAUCUCCAGCCACAGGACUGGUCCUCCUCCCAUCAGCCCCACCAAGAGGAAGCUGAGUGGGGACCAGGGAGACAGUGACAUGGACGACAAUGAGCAUGUGGCAAAGAUGAGUCGACUGUUUGCUUCACAGCUGAAACCGAACGGAGACUAUCGCAACUCCUCCAGCAAGGACUGUAGCCGGAGCCCCAGUGAGCGGAUGGUGGUUCCCAGUGCUCUAGCGGUGCACAGCAUGGGUGUGUACAGCCCCAGCCACCACCACCACCUGGCCAGCUUAGCCAGCAUGGACCAGCCACUGGCUCUCACCAAAAACAGCAUGGUAGAGACGGUACGCAGCAGCACAGCAGCCAUGACCACGGUGCCACACACGGCCAGCGCAGGGGAACGCCAGCAGAACCGCCCCUCUGUGAUCACGUGUGCCCCAGCGAACAAUCGCAACUGCAACCUGUCUCACUGUCCAGGCUCCCACAACGGCUGCUCCAACAUGUCUAACAACUACAGACGACUCAACACCAACACGGCCUGCGACCCCGUGAUCGAGGAACAUUUCCGCCGCAGCCUGGGGAAGAACUACAAGGAACCCGAACCCACUUCCACCAACUCGGUGUCCAUCACAGGCUCGGUGGACGACCACUUCGCCAAGGCGCUGGGAGACACCUGGCUGCAGAUCAAAAACAAGGGCAGUCCCUCGUCGUCUGGCAGCAGCCCCAACUCCUCUCCCGACAGUCACAUGGUCAAUCACAACCACUCCCCUUCUGUUGUCUCCUGAAAGGGAAAGGACUUUUCUACAUUUCCCCAACUCACCCAAUGGUCCCAGCUCCGACAUCGAUGCCUCUCUCACUACCCCGGUCUGUCACCAGCAUCCCUGAGGGAAUGCCUGCCUGCUGGUCCGCUAGAAACAGCCCUCACCCUCCCACCUGCUCUUUUCACUGUGCAGUCACAGAGGAAUCGGUUGAGCAAUAAAGACACGGCCACUUUAACCCCGUUUAUCCUCUGGUAUGCGACGUGGAGCUGGACUGGAGCAGCAGCUUUCUCCUUCCCCUCAUUUCUCAUCCCUGGAUGUUGAGCUUGGGAGCUUUGGGGCCGAGCAAGUGUCUGUAGUUAUAUGUACAUAAACAGAGAGAGGGAGGAUGGUGUUGUAGUAAUUCAGUUUCUUUUUUCUUUCUUUUAACAAUAGUUUUGUGUAUUGAUUUUGCAUUAUGGGAUGCCUGCCAUGAAACGAAAAGAAAUGUGAGAAACAAUUCUUAGAAAACAAUCACCAACCACCUGACUGCGCUACCAAAGAAACCUCAGACACUGAUGUUUAUCACUGGCCACCUUGAAAAACAAAACAACAAGAAGCCAUCUCAUUAUCACCUCUGCUGUGUUUUAUCCACCUUCAUCCUCCUGCUCUCUGUGUCUGGAGGAGACCACUCAGUCUGACUUACACCGCUGCUGAAGGGAAAGCGUGGCACGUCACUUUGCAUCUGGCUCUGAGCACACGGUGGAUGAUGCAAUUGGAUAAUUCCUGUCUAAGUACACCUGGGAAAAGUUGGAAAAUUAGGAAUAGGAGGCUGAAUCCAAUUUUAAUUUCAUUUCCUAGUAGCACAAUAAACGCAUCCACUUCUCAGCAAUCUAUUCCACGUCUACUCAAAGUUCAAUCCAUGUUUUUUUUCUUCUUUUUUAAAUUGAUGUCCUUUAGUUCACAAACAUCCAACGGUGGUGUUAAUGUCCUUCACAGCCGUGAGAGAAAAUGACGUUUAAAAGCCACAGAUGAUCAAAUCUGAACUGCUGAACUUUCAUGUGACUCGCAGACACAAGUGCCGGCAGUGAUGAGGGGAACGUUGAUGCUGCGUGUCAUUUUGUGGGGUUUGUUUUUGUUGUUUUCGGGGAGACAAGAUCAUUUGGAUCUCUUCAAAAACACAACUUUGUUUAUGUGAGCCUUUGAACAUGGUUGUUGUAAUUAUGUGGCUUACACACUGCUAACCUACCCUCCCUCUCCGACACAGUGGUUUGAAAGAUUUCUACAAGGUUUUAAGGGUAAAUUGAUGCUUUUACAGGUGCAUGUGUUUUUUUUUUCUUAAUAGCUGGUAUCUAUUAGUGUUUUUAGCAUUUCAAACUUUACUAUUAGUCUUUUCAUUCAGACGUUAACCGUUUCUUUGUUGUUGUUGUCAGUAACAGACAGACACUAUACACUCACUGCUGGGUCAGUUGUACUCCAUAUUAUUGUUGGUAUUGAUAUUAUUACAAUUUGUAUUUUUGAUUUUCCAUUAAUAUUGGUAUGGUAACAAACAUCUAUAGUGGGACAGCCUCCGGACAGGCUCUGUUGUAUGAUAUAAGCUGCAUCACUCAAAAGCAUCUCAUCUAGGUUUUCAGAAGAGACUGAUCCGUCUGUGGUACCGGAUACUGCAACCUUCAGCACGACAGGCUGAGACGCCAAACUGAUGUCAGUUCGUCUAAAGUCAAAAGCAUCUGAACUCGUCGUAGCCGUGUGGUUCUUGUUGGAGCAGACAAAGGUUCUUGUAGGAAGGACGUGUCGGUGGGUCACUAUUGUGUCUUAAAUGCUCACAGUUUAAAGGACAAAAUGCUCUUAGAGGAAAAAAAAAAAAGAAAAUGAGUCCAUUUGGUUGAUAAUCAUUUCUUUAUCGGUUUAAGGUGUGAUGUCACAGCUCUGUCAACUUUCAUCAGCUGAUAUUUUUUGUUUUCAUGCCAGGUCUUUUUUUGUUUUGAAUUUUCUGACCGUUGCAUAGACUGCUGUAGUUUAAGGACAUGAAUUUUACUCUGGAAAAGAACCUGCGCUGAGGUGGCAUACAUUCCUCCAGUGGGGAACUUUACACAGGACUCAUACAUAUCUCCACGGCAGCAGAUGGAGCUCAGAAGCAGCCAGGACUGCUUGUGCAAGACAUCUUUCCCAACAGUUUUUAUUCCUGUCACAUAGAGCAGAUCAGCCAGGCUGGACAAUACAGGAACACCCACAAACAUUUAGAGCGUUGUUGGAGAGAAGUGGACGUGCACAUGUUUAUUAUUCUGUGUCUAAAAAGCAGAGCUGAAGGUAACUGGUGAUGACGUUUAUAUUUGUUUGCUUUUAGGCAGUUUCUAUCAAUCAGUCGCAUAUAUGAACGCUAUUCUCUCUUCUCUCCAAAAUGUCCACACAUUCCAUCAUCAGCUACUAGAAAAACAAAUGCAACAGAACUGGGACUGAAGCGAGGAGGUUGAGGGGUCGAAUGCCCCAGGUUUCAUUGGGGGGGAAUAGGAGAAUGCGAUUAUGUUAGCGUGCUUUCUGUGAGCAGAUUAGAGCGGUUUCAGCAGGCCGGUGGAGGUGAGGUGGCUGAGCUUCAGGAGCUGUGCUUUUGUAAGUGCAAGCUGCGAGUCACUAGAUGUUCACCUGUAGUCCGAAGUCUGCGUUGGGUCUCACAGCAGUUCCCACCCCGUUCUCAGACCCAGCUCCAUUUAACAUCCCAUGUAUUUCACAUCGUUUUGGCUUGGCUCGGCGUCCAGAGGAUUUUGUUUUCCAUUAUUUACGUUCUCAUGACUUCACUACCACCCUGUAGAUAGGAGGCGCGCUCUCUGCUUCGGCACACACUCCCUACACACUGUAGGAAAAUCACUUAAUAAAAAAAUGCUUCUUUUUUUUUAUAAUAGGUAACUAUAAGACCAUCAUUACGCUGUGCGUAACGAAUGUACAGAGAAAACAAAUCGUAGGUAUUUUUUGAGGAUCAAUUAAUUUGUUAAUGAUAUGUAGCUAUUUAAUUGUUUUUUUUCUGUCCUUAUAUUGUAAUCAUUGCAUUUUCUUUUUUUUGUGAAAAAAAGUUGAUCUUUUUUGUUUGUAGAGUUUGUCUUGUUAGAGUUGAGGUUCAAGUGCAGGAACACAGUAAAUGUAUGAAAACACGAUAAGCCACAGGUGUUUCUGUGACAAUCGCUACUUCCAUUGAUCCCCAUUGUUCGACAAAUCAUUGAACACGUAUCCGAACACGCCACUUCUGAGACGUUUGAACAAGAAUUUAACGAGGGCCCCCGUUGGAGCAUGUUUUGCAUUAAACAAGAAAAUAAAAGAAAAGUGUUAGUCGUGGGCUAACAGGCAGGUACAGUGUCCGUAUUGUGUGUUAGCGAUAUGAAACAAACGUUAACGGGGGAACGAGUAAACCCAUCAGUGCGUUUGAGGGAAAUGUGUUUAAUUGAUCUGGCAAAUGUGCCUGGAGAUGUUACUCGAGAAUCCACCACUAUAUAAAUCAAAGAGGAAUUAAUCUCGACUUUGUAAGUGGAAGUAGCAUGUACUCAAGGGUAGUAAUACUCUGAACUGUAAGAAAAUUUCUAUCGAAGCAAUUUGUGGCUCUGUGUCUCCUACUAAAAAGGUUUUGGCAGGCCACCUUUUUUGUACGUAAAGUAGCCUUAAUGAACAAUAAAGUGCUUUUAAACCACCGACUGUGUCCUAAAACUCUUCUCAUGU